AUGACGGCGAUUCCAAGAGUCAACACAUCAACACUGCGCUCAGCUGCUCGCUAUGCCUCGGCGGCCAGCAGCAGCUGUGGUAGCAGCAGCAACCUUGCUCGCAUUGCACCGUUUGCACGACGCACCAUGAUCACCACAACCACUUCCUCCACAGCGGGACUUCGAUCUCGGUCCCUCGCACCACUCUCCAGUGUCAACCCAUCACCACUCGUACGCAUGCAAAAGCGAUCCAUGUUCAUCCAAACAGAAUCCACACCCAACGAGGAUUCGCUCAAGUUCCUCCCUGGGCGCCAAGUGAUGGACUCGGGAACAUACGAGUUCCUCGACACGCGCUCCUCCAUGGCCUCGCCACUCGCCAAGAAGCUCUUCAACAUCCCCGGCGUCGUCUCCGUCUUCUACGGUCCCGACUUUGUCACCGUCAGCAAAGACUCGGAGCACCAGUGGUCCACGCUCAAACCCGAAAUCUACUCGAGCAUCAUGGAAUUCUUCACCGCAGGACAUCCUCUCUUCACCGACCCAGAAUCCGCCACCGGCUCGCAAGACACCGUCAUUCUGGAUACCGAUUCGGAAGUCGUAGCGAUGAUCAAGGAGUUGCUCGACACACGUGUUCGUCCAGCCAUCCAGGAAGACGGCGGUGACCUGGAGUAUCGUGGUUUCGGUGAAGACACGGACGGCAUCGUCAGAGUCAAGUUGAAGGGCUCGUGCCGUGGAUGCGAUUCUUCCACCGUCACGCUCAAAUCGGGUAUCGAGAGGAUGCUCAAGCACUACAUCCCUGAAGUGCAGGGUGUGGAACAGAUCCUGGAUCCCGAAGAGGAAAUCGCGUUGGACGAGUUUGCAAAGCUGGAGUCGAAGCUGGAGAAGGAUCGCCAGAAGGAGCGCGAUAUGGGAUUCUCGAUUUGA
Pseudozyma hubeiensis SY62 is the source of this 900-nucleotide messenger RNA. Its product is annotated as NifU-related protein. The record is from RefSeq and is a predicted model, not a curated record. The transcript has a single exon. Gene Ontology annotation, molecular function: iron ion binding; iron-sulfur cluster binding. NCBI's taxonomy places the organism in Eukaryota, Fungi, Basidiomycota, Ustilaginomycetes, Ustilaginales, Ustilaginaceae. Bases 1 to 900 code for a protein of 299 amino acids. Gene Ontology annotation, cellular component: mitochondrion. Gene Ontology annotation, biological process: iron-sulfur cluster assembly.